AUGGCUACUGCGGUUGUUUCUGGUGUUUCAAAUCCAAGCAUUAAGGAUAAGCCAAGAGAUGAGAUCAAGGAAUAUUAUGAUUGUAGAUAUAUUUCAGCUUGUGAGGCAUCAUGGAGAAUAUUCUCAAACGAGGUUCAUUAUAGGUAUCCUGCAGUUAUGAGGCUUCCCUUUCAUAUGACGGGCCAACAGAAUGUUGUGUAUGGUGCGGAUGACGAUAUUGAUAAUGUGUUAAGUAAGCCUUCAGUUGCUUUUUCAAUAUUUGUUCAAUGGAUGAAGUUAAACGAGUCAAAUAAAGAUGCUAGAAAGCUGACUUAUGUCGAGUUUCCUUCCAAAUUUGUUUGGAAGCUUAAAGAUAGAUGUUGGCAAGUACGUAAGACGUACCAAACUGUUGGCCGUAUACAUUCUGUGUCUCCUGCAUUAGGCGAACCUUAUUUUUUGAGGAUACUUCUGAAUAAAGUUAGAGGGCCCAGAUUCUUCGAGGAAAUACGUACUGUUAACGGUCAGUUAUUCCCGACUUUUAGAGAUGCUUGCUACGCAAUGGGGCUCUUAGAUGAUGACAAUGAAUACGUUGAGGCCAUUAAAGAAGCAAGUUUUGAAGGACAUGUUGGGUAUCUCCGAGCGUUAUUUUCUACCUUGCUGUUGUCAAAUACACUUUCACGGCCAGAGUUUGUGUGGGAGAACACGUGGAAAUACUUAGCAGAUGAUAUUUUAUACAGACGUCAAAAAGAAACAAAUAUUUCAGGUUUAGUGCUUCAUGAACAUCAAAUUAAAAAACUUACUUUGUUGGAAAUUGAAAAAUAUUUAGUUUCGAAUGGUUCGUCAUUACGAGGAUUUAGCACGAUGCCUUUCCCUGAUGACGAUUCGUUACGUGAUGCUAAUAAUCGUCUAAUCAAUGAAGAGCUAUCACAUGACGUAGAUGAAGUACAAGCUGAGUUAAAUAAGUUGCAUCAAUGUUUGGCAGAUGAACAACGAGCUAUUUUUGACGAAAUAAUGGCAGCAGUUGCAAGCCGUAAAGGAGGCUUAUUUUUCGUCUAUGGUUACAGUGGACUUGGAAAAACGUUCUUAUGGAAGACUUUGGCUUCAGCAGUUCGAUGUAGAGGUGAGAUAGUUUUAAAUGUUGCUUCAAGUGGUAUUGCUUCGUUAUUACUUUCUCGUGGAAGGACAGCCCAUUCUCGCUUCCAUAUCCCAAUUAAUCUCACUGAAGAUUCCAUGUGUCAUAUUAAGCCAAAUAGUGAUAUCGCCAAAUUAUUAAAGGAAACACAAUUGAUCAUAUGGGACGAAGCACCGAUGGUCCACAAACAUACCUUUGAAGCUUUAGAUAGGACGAUGUCUGACGUAUUUUCUGACGGUAGGAGUAUUCGUUCUGAUGUUCCGUUUGGAGGGAAAGUUUUUGUACUCGGCGGUGACUUUAGACAAAUCCUACCAGUUAUUCCUAAUGGUACUAGACAACAAAUAGUUUAUGCGUCUUUAAGCUCUUCAUAUAUAUGGUCAAAGUGCAAACUGUUAAGGUUGACUAAAAACAUGCGCCUAACAAUUGGAGCUGAAAGUUCUGAUAUGGACUCUAUCAGGGAUUUUGCGAAAUGGCUGCUUGAUAUUGGUGAAGGUGAUGCUAAAGAGUAUUUGAGUUCCGAUAGCAUAUGUCAAACUGAACAAAUGCUUGAUUCAUUUCAAGAAGGUUUAUACUCAACAGAAAAUUUGAAUGCACUUAAGAUUUCUGGCUUGCCUAAUCAUAGAUUAGUUCUUAAAGUUGGUGUUCCUGUAAUGCUUCUCCGAAACAUCGAUCAACAGAAAGGUUUAUGUAACGGUACAAGGCUACAAAUUACUUUUCUAGGCAAACGAGUAAUAGAAGCUGAAGUAAUAUCUGGUGGAGAUAGGAUUAGAGCUAAAGGAAGGGUUGGCGGAAAGGGAGUGAGUUGGUGGUGGCAAGUGGUGGUGGGUGGUGAAAAGGAGAGAGAGGGAGGACAUGGGCAAUAUGGAAUAAGACAUGGCGAGAAUAUCGGACUUGAGUCGUUGAAGAUGCUGCACGUGAGGAAAUGGUUCAACGUUAACAUUUUGGACGUGGUUUUGCACCUUUUUCGGACUUAUAAAGAGCUAUAUGGAACAAUAGGACAAGACUACCCAGAGGAUCCUCGGGGAGAUUGA
Molecule: messenger RNA, 2142 nt
Organism: Helianthus annuus (common sunflower)
Lineage: Eukaryota; Viridiplantae; Streptophyta; Magnoliopsida; Asterales; Asteraceae
Exons: 6
Coding region: 1-2142 (713 amino acids)
Biological process (GO): telomere maintenance; DNA repair
Molecular function (GO): DNA helicase activity
Source: RefSeq, a predicted model, not a curated record